AACUGCAUUUUUAUGUUUUCACCAUCAUGGCUGCCUCCUCGAGUAGUGCUGCCACUACUAAACCCAACGAUCAUUGUGCAUCAGCCGGAAAAACAGAGCCAGAAUCAGAGUUUUGUCCAGGUUUUAAAGAUGUCGAUGCAUUUGUCAAGCACGGACUGGGAACUGUGGUCGCUGCCACUAAAUCGAGUGCGGCUCUUCCACAGGCCGGAGAUGAGUUUGAUCUUUACCGCAGUUUCCCUGCCUUUCAAGAGUUUUGCGCUUCACAGGGUGAUCGACUUUUACACUGUAUGAGCCAGAUCAUGCAACACCAUGGCUGUAGAUCUCACAUGAGAGACAGGAAUAAACUAACAGGUCUUGAGGACAGAUUUGACCUGGUUGUGGAUUCAAAUGAUGCCAUUCUUGAGAAAGUGGGGAUUCUCCUGGAUGAAGCUUCUGGUGUGAAUCGCACCCAACAGCCUGUGAUGCCUGUGGGAUAUCAGCCACCCAAGAUUGUUGUGUCUAGUUGGAAUCGCAAGGGAGGAAAUCGGAGCACUGAAACCUUUCACCUUCUACAUGCCAAAAACAUUCAACGUCCACAGCUGAAGUUCAAGGAGAAAGUGGAUAACAGCAACACUCCAUUCGUCUCCAAAAUCUUCAUCAAACCCAAUGCUUUGAAACCUUUGCCCUCUUAUUUUACCGACAAACACGUUCGUAAGGAAAGACCAGAGGAUUUAGAUGUUCCUGCUGCGCUGGCAGAUUUCAUCCAUCAGCAGAGAACACAAGAGCAUGUGGAUGAUAUGUUUUCUCACCCCUACCAGUAUGAAUUGGAUCAUCUGGUUAUGCCAGAAAGCCUCAAUUCAAAACCUGAUCCACAGAUGUUUAAACCAAUUGCUGAGAGCAGCUGUCAGUUUAUUGACACGCUGGAGGAUCUCGUUGCUUUGAAUGAGAAGUUGGCCAAGACGUCCGAGUUUGCUGUGGAUUUGGAGCAUCAUUCCUACAGAAGUUUCCUAGGAAUCACGUGCCUGAUGCAGAUAUCCACCCGCGAGGAGGAUUUCAUCAUAGACACGCUGCAACUGCGCAGUGAAAUGUACAUCUUAAACGAAACAUUCACCGACCCAACCAUUGUGAAGGUGUUUCAUGGGGCUGACUCGGACAUCGAGUGGCUUCAGAAGGACUUCGGACUCUACGUGGUCAACAUGUUUGACACCCAUCAUGCUGCUCGUAGCCUGAACCUCGGCAGAAACUCCCUCGAUCAUCUCCUGAAGGUCUUCUGCGACGUGGAGUCGGAUAAACGCUACCAGCUGGCCGACUGGAGAAUAAGGCCUUUGCCAAAUGAGAUGUUGAAUUAUGCUCAGGCAGACACUCACUAUCUUCUGUACGUGUAUGAUCGAGUACGGGCCGACCUUUAUGAUGCAGGCAACGGACAGCCCACCCUCAUUCAGCAAGUCUGGUCUAAAAGCAGAGACCUUUCACUGAAGAAAUUUGUGAAGCCGAUCUUUACGGAGGACUCGUAUAUGGAGCUGUACCGCAAACAGAAGAGGAGUUUCAACACACAGCAGCUAGCGGGCUUCAGAAUGCUGUACGCCUGGAGAGAUAAACUGGCACGAGAUGAAGACGAGAGCACAGGAUACAUCUUACCAAACCAUAUGAUGAUGAAGAUCGCUGAAGAACUUCCAAAAGAACCUCAGGGUAUCAUCGCUUGCUGUAACCCAACACCACCUCUAGUGCGGCAACAGAUCAAUGAACUUCAUCAGUUUAUGAAACAAGCUCGAGAAAUUCCUCUUCUGAAGGCAGAGACAGUUGCAGAAAAAAGGACCCCAAUUACGCCAAAAAGAAGGCCCCAGCCUUUAUUAUUUGGACCCCAUGACACGUCCCGCUCAUCUGAAAGUGAUGUCCUGGACCUCUCUUCAAUCGAAACCCCGACCAAACCAGGAGUUUUGUUUUCAGAGGAGGAGGAGACGGUGGAUGAAAACCUGAAACCACUGCACGGCCUUACAGCUCCACCACAAAUCAGUCUCUUUGUGGAGGAUCAGGAGGGUCCGGGCACCGCUCAUCUGACAGUAGCACAACAGAAAGCACACAGCAUCAUGGAGUCCUUUGAGAACCCUUUUCGAAUGUAUUUACCAUCAAAGGACAUUCACAUAUCAAAGAAUGCCAAAUAUGAUCCAUCAUCAAAGAUUUAUGAGAUUCGUAACCAGUGGAAGUUACAGAGUAUUGAGCAGCAAAAGAAGGACGUUCAAGCAAAGCAGGAGGCUAAAGAGCAGGCAAAGAAAGCUCGAGAAGAGCGAAAGAAGGAAAAGCAGAGCUAUCAGGAGACGGUGCAAAACGUCCAUAGCGUCAGGCAGCAAGUAAUGGAAGCAAAGCAGACCGGGCAGAAGAGAGAGCGAGUAAGCAGUGAUGUAUGUGAAGAGAGUCCUAAAACAAACACAAAAGUCUCAAAGACAGAUACUGAGAAAACCGAGACCGAUCCGUCCCGGACACCUGCUCCAAAAAAACACAAAGCCAAAGCUCUCCAAGACCCUCAAGUCUCCAAACAGGACUUUAAACCUUUUGACUACAGUCAGACCAACAUGAAAAUAUUUGACGGCAAAUCAAAGGAGAGUUCACAGUUUGAUCCAAACAGACCAGCGCAUGAUUCCAAGCAGAAGAAAAACCCCAGAAGACAAAAGCAAGGCUCUGUAGGUGGCAGGAGUAUGUCUUAUGUACCCAAAACAUCAGAGAGAGGUUUUCGUCAUAACUGGCCCAAGAGAUAAAGUCCCUUUCUCUCUUAAAAUUCCUUUGGGAAUUCAUCCGAUUUUUGUAGUGGCCUUGAGUAGUGUUUGUAUAUGUUAUAUUUCUUUUCAGGAUUUGUUCCUUUAUUAAAACGAGAUUUUAACACAUCGUUCUGGCUCUGUUAAAGUUUGUUUUGUUUAAUGUCGUGAGUUGUUGGACAUUUGUUUUGCAUGUAAAGUCGAGGUAUUGAAGUCUAUGAUAUAGUGCAAAGUAAUACAUUUGUGUACAUAACGUUUGCUGUAAGUGAGUGGACAGUUUGCAAUGUUAUGUUUGUCCAUUCAUUAAAUGCAAGAGUAUAUAUUUACGUUAUCUGUCAUACUUUAUCAAUGAAACCUUUUAAACCUGUAUAAUAUUUUAUGUAAACCUUGCAUUUAUAUAUCAUUUCUCAUUCAGAAGUUGCUAUAAUGCAUACAAUGUCAUUUGUAGGGUUCAUGAGCAAGUUUAUUUUUUGACCUGUUAUGCUAUAAAGUGUUAUUUUAGUUGUCACAAGGGCAAAAAAAUAAACGUUUUAGUCUGAUUAUACAGAUGUUUUCUUUUGCAAUAAUUUCUGAGUGUUGGUUUCAAACAUAUGUCACCCUUUCUGUGAAAUCCAUAGUGAAUUUUAUUUAAGUUUUGAGAUUAAAGUUGGAUUUCAUUCA
Paramisgurnus dabryanus is the source of this 3389-nucleotide messenger RNA. The record is from RefSeq and is a predicted model, not a curated record. NCBI's taxonomy places the organism in Eukaryota, Metazoa, Chordata, Actinopteri, Cypriniformes, Cobitidae.